AUGGGUUAAGUAUUGAAGUUAAAAUUAAAGAAAAGAACCCCAACCCCUCUUAUUUUCUCUCCCCUCCCUGUGCCCUCUUCUUUUCCCCUUCUUCAUGGCUUGCUCAUUAAAAGCCAACACCUGUUUUUUUGUUCCUCCUAUUCUUCGUGUCUUCCAUCUAUGAUGCCAGGUUGAUUUCUUAAACCUCUUAUACCAAAAAUUAUUAUUUUAUCUAUCAUAAAUUGAAUAGCAAAAGAGGAAACCCAAAAUCCCCAAUCUCUCUCUCGCGUCUCCUGUUAUCUGCCUCGCCGGUGAUGCGAGGCGUUGUAUCGGUGCUACCGCUGUCAGAAUUGUUGUUGUUGUUGCUGUCACUGGUUCCAUUUCCCCUUCUUGCAUCUCUCUCCUUUGUUCGUGCUGCUACCGCGAGUGAGGUGUCGUCGUCGUCGUUGUCGCCGUGGUGCUGGUCUUGUUGAUAUUGCUCCUGUUCUUCACCCCUUAGUGGUACUUUCCCUCUUUUCCUGUUUUGUUAGAUGAUGUUGUCGUUGUUGUUAUUGUUGUGUUAUAUUGUUGUUGUUAGAUGAUGAUGACCAUGUUGCUGUGAUGUGUUGUUCUGUUUUCCUUGUGGUUGUUUCUCUGGUUGUUGUUGAUAUCAUCAUUACUGUUAUUGUCAGAGGAUGAUUAUGUAGUGAAGUAUCAUUUGGAGAACAAGAAUAAUGAAGGAGAUUGUAUUAUUGAAAUCUGGAUUGCAUUUUAGGUUUGAUAUUCAGAGCUCAGAAUUGGAAGUGGAGUAAGAUAAAUAUGUCGUAUUGAUUAAUGAUUAAGUUUUGAUUUAGUUAGUUGAUUCGAGAAUAGUACUCAUAUUUCAUUGUAUAUACUUAAUAUUUGGGAAUUUUAGUGGAGCUAUUGAUGUAAUUAAGGUUUAUUUUCCGCUGUGAAUAAAUUUAAUUAAGAGUUAAUUUUAGUUUGUAGUAGUUGAGUGUGUUUCACUAGCAGUUCGGAAGAGCGGGUUGUUACAUUAACAUCUAAGGAAAAUUAGAGAAUUCUAGAAAGUACUUAAAUUAUAAAAUGACCAUAUUAGCGUUGUUAAUAUAGCCAAAUUACAAAACUACCCUACACCUUUUUUCUAUAAAUACCAAUGUGGGGAUACCAUUUUUUACUUCAUCUAAAAUCAUCGAAAAUGAUUGAGCUCAAAUAACUUCCUCCCUUCCUCCUUCGUUACGCCAGAAUGGCGAGCAAGAUCCUUCCCCUUAUUCUGUCAUUUUUCUUGAUUUCUUCUUCUGGCAAUUGCAUGCAAUCACAUUUUUGGAUCAAUUAAGUAGUGUAUGAUUUUAGGCAAGUGGUAUCUCAAGCCAUCUAAGAGGAGUUUAGUUGAAUAUAUACAAGAACAGGUAAGCUAUAGUAAAACUGAUUGUUUUUAGGAUUUUAGCUUACUGUUUUUGGGAUAAUUAUGAGUUAUCUAUACAUGCUUGUCAUAUCUAAGGUUGUGGAAAAUCAUUUAAGGAAAAUAUUCUGUUUUAUACGAGAAAAAACUUGGAUUAUCGGUUUAAGCUACAUAAGGAUUAAAACUAUAUUCUUUUAGCUUUUAUGUGUAGCGAUUGAUUUGUGGAAAUUAUGUGAAUUUUCGAAAAUAUGAUGUGAUAUAACUUACUGAUUCAUACAUGAAUUGUAAGUGAUUACUUCGAAGUGUUGUAUGUAAAUUUUUUGUGUUGAUUUAUGAUGUUUGGAAUGAUAAUAAACACCACAAUUAUAUUCAGUAAGACCUUUACACCAUUCAGCACUAAAAUUUCAUUUUGGACAAUGAAGGAUGUCCUAAUCUAGUAUGAAGAAGAUCUAGUUGAUUCUUGGAAUCAAUCUUAGGUUUAAGCAUGCUAGUAGCUGUUUUAUUUGGCAAGUUAUGCACAUGUACACUCUCACCAUCAUUAUGUACAUUUUCUACUGUGUAACAACCCACAUACUCAUCAACAUUACCUUGACUUGUUGUAGUCUGAAUAAAAUAGUAGAGACCAUGUGUAUUUUUGCCAACACCAAGCAGCAGAGAAGUAGAAGGGUCCUGGAAAAUAUACCCCGUUCUAGUAAACUUGACUUGAAUAUCACUUUGUUCAAUCAGCUUACCAAUUGACAUCAAGUUGUGUCUAAAUUCGUUGACUAACAAUACAUCAUAUAACACCAAUUGGUCAUUUAAAACCACAUCUCCCAUAACCUCAACAUGAAUCUGAGUCCCAUUAGGCAGUCCAACCUUAAUAGGUUUAUUUAUAACUCUUUUGUUUGACAAUAUGCUCUCAUCAUAUGUCAUAUGAUCACAGGCUCCUGAGUCUACAAUCCAUACACAUUCAUGUUGCAUUUUGCUCAUAGUACAAUUAAAAGAGUGAGAAAUUGUACCUGCAAAAUUAGCAUAAGAACAUGUUGCACCACUGAUAUCACCACCUUCUUGUUGCUUGCCUUUCAUUGCCUUCAUAACCUGUUGACAAAUAGUGUUCAGCAUGUCACUGUUAACCAUUUCAGUUGCACCAACUGAAUCAUCCACAGACUAUCUUCUUCUUUAUCAGCUGUAGAGUAAAGCACGUUUCCAUUUAGGAUAAUCUUUAUGAUUUUCAGCAGGUUUUAAUAUUUCACCAUUGAUGAAUCUUUCUUUGUUUUUAGCUAUUAAAGCACGUUUUACAUUUCUGUUCCGGCAAAUAAAAUUCGCACCAUUAAAAACAGUAGAAAAUAAUGAAGAUGUUGGAUUAUCAGAGUUAGCAACGAAAUAAGGAUCAAAAUUACCUCCUUUGAUCAAUUGCAAAGAAUUAUUCGUAGAAGUUUCAGUUGUAUUAACAUCUUCAAUCACCAUUGUUAUCACAAUCAAGAAUCAAAUCAAUUUGCAGAAAGAAUUACUCAAUUUCCGUCGCAAGAUUUGUGCAAGAAAUUUUGCAAUUGCAAGAAACUACGCAACAAUUCACAACGAAAUAACAGAAUUUCAGAAUGUAAAAUUCGAAACCUCAAUCUCAGAAUGAGAUUAGAGCUCUGAUACUAUGUAGAAAUCUAAACAUGGAGAGAAUUUAGAGAGAGAAAGAGAAGAAGAAUUGUAUUACUGAUAGAAAUGUUAUCUCACAAGGAUGAGAGAAGCAAGCUAUAGCUUAUAUACUUAGCUCAUAACAAACUUCUAACUAACUUAUAACAAACUUUAUUACAAGAGAAUAAAUUAUAUAAUAUAACUCCUAUACAUGUUAAAUCCCCCCCUUAAUAAGUUGAACCUUGUUAUUACCUUAUUUGAGCCUUCAUUAGUGAGCUCGUUUACGACUGAGUUCUCAUGCUAGGAUUUUCGAAAAUUCAUGAUUUGAUUAUGGAAAAAAACCUUACUUUUCUCCCAUCAUAUGGCACACGCGAUCUAAGUUUCAUUAGAAAAAAACACCUAAAAAUCGAUUUUUCCUAGUUGUUUUUCUAAACUAAUUAACCAUCAUUUCCUUGGUUAUUUGUUCCUCUGAAUAUCGACUAUAUACUUCAUAUACCCAUUCACUCAUCUACAUACCAAACCCCUAGCUAAGCAUAUAAAUCAUUAUUAAGGGCACUAUAGUCUUUUAAAUACAUGUUUAAGAUAUUUUCUACCUAAGAGAGAGUGAUGUAAUCUAUUUUGUCUGGUUGUUAAAAGCUUCCUAUAUAACUGUAUUGUGUGCUGCCAAGUUGGGUGGAUCAGUUAAUACAAAAAUUCUCUUUCUCUCAUUUCCUUCUGUGCUCUAAUAUUCCUCUGUGAGUGUGAGAAUGUUUACUGACCAUUCAAUUAUCAUGGUAUCAGAGCCACCACACUGCACACUGGACUGAGCAAAAUUCUCCCUGAAACUUUCUUUUCUCUUUCUUAAAAACCCUAAAUUCAAACUGACACCCUCCUACGCCGUGGUUCUUCUAGGCCAAAAUCUAGAGCCUCCCUUUUCUCCCUUACAUACAAAAUUGAAUCUUGGUGUGUUCCUUUCUUCCUUUUUUCCUCUUCUUCUCUCCUAAACAAUGGCAGCAGGAAGAAUCUCAUUUCAAGAUAUGUUGAACCCUGUAUUUCUUCAUCCCUCUGAUAGCUCAACUUCCAUACAAAUUAACAAGCUUCAGGGACCAGCUGAUUAUAGAGCUUGGCGCAGAACAAUGGAAAUCAACCUUGCUUCAAAACGUAAGCUCGGAUUUGUUACUGGAACUGUGCCUGUUCCCACUGAUGAUGAAAUCAAAGUUGAGCUCUGGGAAACCUGCAAUAACAUGGUAAUCGCUUGGCUUACUAACAAUCUCUCAUCUUCAAUUCGAAAAUCUGUGAUGUACAUGACAAAUGCUAAAGAGAUUUGGCUGAAUCUUGAAAAACGCUUUUCUCUCACUAAUGGUUCACGCAAAUACAAACUGAACAAAGACUUGUUUGAAGUCAAACAAAAUGUUGUGUCAAUAAAUGAGUAUUAUACCUCAAUGAGAUCAAUGUGGGAAGAGUUGGAUACUCUAAAUAUGUUGCCUGUAAUUGCUGAACCCAGUGUUGAAGUAAAAAGCCUAUUAGAUACCAUUGAACUUCACAAAGAAGAGUCUAGAUUAUUUCAGUUUUUAAAUGGCAUAGAUGAUGUUUACAGUCACCAUAGAAGUCAAUUACUGAUGCUGACCCCCCUUCCCAAUGUUGAGAAUGCUUGUGCUGUUCUGAUGCAAGAGGAAGCUCAAAGAGCUCUCUUGCAUAGACCAAAAAUUGAUGAUACAGUAUCUGCUAUGAAUGUGUACAACAAUUCUGAAAAAUUGGCUGUGUGUAAUGUUUGCAACAAAAAAGCGCAUACAGGUGAUAAAUGCUGGUUUGUUGUGGGAUUCCCAAAGAGGAAUCAAAACCCUAAAACAUUUCAACCCAAAGCCAAGCCAUACACCUAUCCUACCUCCAAAUGGAAUUCUCCAUCUAAACCUUACAAGCCUAAGUUGGCUAACAAUGCUCACACUUCACUUUAUGCUCCUUCUACCUCUGAUACUGGUGGCCUUCUCUUCAGCCCACAACAACUUGCUCAAUUAGCUAAACUUCUGCCUCAAAUCACAAAUACCAAACAUACAGAAACAGAUGAUGAACUUGAUGUUCAUUUCUCAGGCAUGCUUACCUGCCAACCUAACUCCAUAUCCUCUGAUGAAUGGAUUGUGGACAGUGGAGCAUCUGACCACAUGACUCCUCACCUUUCGAACCUUGAACCCACAUCUACCAAAACCUACUGUCCACCAUAAACCUUCCCACAGGUGCCACAAGCCUUGUCUCUCAUGUUGGCACCACCCAUCUCCCUAAUGGACUUGUCAUUUACAAUGUCCUAUGUGUACCUGAUUUCCAUCACAACCUCCUUUCAUUCCAAAAACUCAUAAAAGAUUCUAACUGUGAAGUCCAAUUCUUUCCCACCCACUGUCACAUCCUUGAUUCCACUUCAAAAACUAUCCUAGCAACUGACACUGCUAGACAUGGCCUGUAUUACCUCUCCCUUCCUUCUACAAGCACCUCCAACUCACCUUCAUCUCUUACAGCCACUGUCUCCUCAACUAUAAACACUCAGAAUCCUAUAGACCUUUGGCAUCACAGACUAGGGCAUGCCCCUGUAGCCAAGAUCAAACUCCUUCCCUGCAUCCCACCUAACACUCCUACUUCCCAUAAAAUUUGCCUCACCUGUCCCAUGGCCAAGUUCACCAAACUUCCCUUCAACCUCAGCACCUCUCAUGCCUCUCAACCUUUUGAACUCAUUCAUAUGGAUAUCUGGGGUCCAUAUAGAGAAUGUAUCAAAGGCAAAUACAAGUACUUUCUCACAAUUGUGGAUGACCACACAAGACAUACUUGGGUCUACCUAUUACAAUACAAGUCUGACUCUCUUGCAACCCUGGAAAUCUUUCUAGCCUAUGCCCAAACACAAUUUUCCAAAGUCAUCAAACAUAUAAGGUCUGAUAAUGCCCUAGAGUUUGAUGAUGAACCUUGCAGACUCUUCUUCACUUCUCAUGGAAUCACAAAUCAGACCUCUUGUGUUAAAAGACCUGAACAAAAUGCCCGUGCUGAAAGGAAACAUAGACACAUUCUUGAAAUCAGCAGAGCACUCAGAUUUCAAGCUGGUCUUCCCCUCUCUUAUUGGGGAGACUGCACUCACUGUUGUCCACUUAAUCAACAAGCUUCCCACCCCAAUCCUUCAUAACAUAACCCCAUAUGAAGUCUUAUUUGGCAAACCACCAUCCUAUGAUCACCUAAAAAUAUUUCGCUGCCUUACUUUUGCUACUAAUCCUGCUUUUCCAAAUGACAAAUUCUCUCCUAGAGGAGUUCCCUGUGUCUUUCUUGGGUAUCCCUCAACUCAAAAAGGAUACAAACUUCUCAACCUCACCACCAUGCUCACAUUUGUGUCAAGAGAUGUGCGCUUUAAUGAAACUAUAUUUCCUUUCUUAACAACAUCUGUGAACUCAUACAUGCAUCCUAUCCUUGAUCCUAAACCAUCUCCUCUGACUCCCAUCUUUGAUGACUAUGUUUACUCUGAUGUAACACCUUCACCCUCUCCUGCCCUAAGCUCUCCCAUCACCACUCCUCAUCCUACUUCUCCUAUACCUCCUAUUAAUCUCCUCCCACCCGCUCCUCUCAGAAGGAGUUCCAGAACCCAUGUUCCCCCCCUCCUGGCAUCAAGAUUUCAUAACUAAUCCCCCACCUCACAUCUCUAAUAUGGCUUUCACCAUUACUCAACCUGAAUUCCAGUGCUUUCUCACCACUCUAACCAAUAACCAAGACCCUAUACAUUUUAAAGCUGCCCUUCAGCACCCCCACUGGAUCACUGCUAUGAACAUUGAGGUUACAGCCCUGGAAAAAAAUAACACCUGGGAUGUCACUCCUCUCCCAUAAGGAAAAGUCCCUAUUGGCUGUAAGUGGUUAUUUAAAACCAAGUACCACCCUGAUGGUACAAUAGAAAGACACAAAUCAAGGUUGGUUAUCCUUGGUUGUAAACAAAAGCCUGGAGAAGAUUAUGACCAAACCUUUGCACCAGUGGCUAAAAUGACCACUGUCAGAACCCUUCUGGCAGUUGUUGCCCUUCAAUCUUGGCACACCACUCAUAUGGAUGUGACAAACGCGUUUUUGUAUGGUGAUCUUACUGAAAAAGUGUACAUGAAGCUCCCUCUGGGCUACACUCAUCAUGGUUGCAGAAUACAUUCUAACUCCUCCAUAUCUCCUCACCCUCCUUCUAAUGUUUGCAAACUAAACAAAGCUUUAUAUGGCCUAAAGCAAGCUCCCCGUCAAUGGUUCUACAAGCUUUCUACUACCCUUCUUCACCUUACCUAUACACAAUCAAAAUCAGAUUACAGUAUUUUUGUCAAACACACAUCCACCUCUGUCACUCUUGUACUCAUAUAUGUUGAUGACUUGCUAAUUUGUGGCAAUAGCUCUACUGAAAUUCAUCACCUUAAAACUAUGCUCUUUUCAUACUUUAACAUGAAAGACUUAGGUGGCUUGAGAUACUUUCUUGCAUUGAAAUUGACAGAAGUGCUGCUGGUUUCAUUCUAUCUCAAAACAAGUAUACCCUUGAUCUGCUAAAAGAGUUUGGUAUGUACCAAGUUAAACCACUCUCUCUUCCCAUGGAUACUCACCUUAAGCUUACCCCUGAUAAAGGAGACCUUCUCCCUGAUCCUACUCCCUAUCAAAGGCUCCUUGGUAAACUAAUUUACCUUACAAUCACAAGGCCAGACAUUUGCUUUACGGUUCAGCUCCUAAGCCAAUACAUGCAUCAGCCUACCACAGUUCACAUGCAAGCUGCUAAAAGGUUGUUGAGAUACUUAUCAGGCACUCAUACCCAAGGUAUUUUCUUGGCUUCCACCUCAGGUGCUCACCUCACUGCUUACUGUGACAGUGACUGGGCCAGCUGUCCAGUAACCAGGAGAUCAACCACUGGAUUUUGCAUCUUCCUAGGUCAAUCUCAAAUCUCUUGGAAAGCAAAAAAACAACCUGUGGUGGCUCGUUCCUCAGCUGAAGCAGAAUAUCGGGCCAUGGCCCUAACCACAUGUGAGGUGACAUGGCUUACAGCCCUCCUGAAGGACCUUGGUCUUCAGCAUCUUCCUCCUACAACACUUAACUGUGACAACCAAGCAGCUCUGGCCAUUGUUGCAAACCCAGUUCUACAUGAACGCACCAAACAUGUAGAAGUUGACUGUCAUUAUAUCCGUGAUCAAGUCAAGGCUGGCACAAUUAUUCCUCAACAUGUCACUUCAUCAGACUAGGUUGCAGACAUAAUCACCAAGAUUCUCUCCGUGCAACAACAUCAAAAGCAUGUUUCCAAGCUGGGAGCUUCAGUCAAGCCUUCCGCCUCAGCUUAAGGGGGAGUAUUAAGGGCACUAUAGUCUUUUAAAUACAUGUUUAAGAUAUUUUAUACCUAAGAGAGAAUGAUGUAACCUAUUUUGUCUGGUUGUUAAAAGCUUCCUAUAUAAUUGUA
Molecule: messenger RNA, 8375 nt
Organism: Beta vulgaris subsp. vulgaris (sugar beet)
Lineage: Eukaryota; Viridiplantae; Streptophyta; Magnoliopsida; Caryophyllales; Amaranthaceae
Exons: 2
Coding region: 3955-5166 (403 amino acids)
Source: RefSeq, a predicted model, not a curated record